AUGUCUACUACAAAUCUGCAACCAUCGUCACUGAAUCAAACAACCAGCUUUAUCGAGACUUCUACUGCUUUUUUCAACCUUACAUAUGGAAACCAUUCUGCCGGUGGUCGCGAACUUCAACGCAAGAGUGCAUCAUCCCUUGGACGGUGGACAGAUUUCGAAAUGUAUAGAUACACGUUUUGGAGCAUUGUGCUGUUCAUUGUUGCGACGGGCAUAAUCGGGAACGUCCUGCAAUUCAUUAUGAUGGGAGACACGAAACUGAAUCACCUUUCUUAUUCCGUAUACUUAAAAUUUCUGUCAGUUUCUGAUAGCUUGUUGCUAAGCAUAAACCUCCUCAGUGAAACGAAUAAAGUGUUUCCCAUACAGUACGCUAUACCAGUAUAUAUCGGUAUACUGUCGUUCGCUUUAAGGGUUCUUGCAGGAAUACUAUCGCCAUGGUUAGUAGUUGGACUUACACUUGACAGAUACAUAUGUAUCUGUUUUCCACUGAAGCGACAGAUACUAUGCACCAAAAAGAAAGCCAUUGCAGUCUGUUCUGCCAUGCUUGUUGUCUCUGGUGUCCUACUUAUGCCCUUUCCUGUUUCAAUGGGAGUGGUUAAAAAUAGAUGUUUUCCUCCAGAAGGAAUUACGUCUUAUUAUAAUUUUAUACUAUUGCUAUUUUCGUCCAUUUUGCCCUGCCUGUUUAUUCUAGUAUUGAACAUCCUUAUCAUUACUCAAAUCCAACGAAGCCGCUACUUCAGGAGCAGUUUUACAACGUCGACAGCAAGCCGUCCACAAGACAAUUCGACACGUCCUCUGGUGUUAGUCUCUGUCCUGGCUUUUGUGACCUUGGUACCAGUGGCAGUUUCAAAGGCUGUUCAAAUCUCACUAGAACAACUGGACAGACAUUUGGACGGUCAGGCCUUGCACCAAAACGUUAGGACAAUCCUUUUCAUGAUCUACCUUCUGAAUUUUGGACAGAAUUUUUAUAUUCUGAUUGCAAGUUCGUCUAACUAUAGAGAAAUCAUUAAAAGACGGCUAGCUUGCUGCAGUUUGAAAUGGAAACUACGAAGACAACAGAGUCAAUCUGUGGUGACACAGAGUUCUCAUACUAGCGGUUCUGGAUCUGGCAGUGCUGGUUUAUCAGUUGCGUCUAUUCGGGAGUGA
This is a messenger RNA of Gigantopelta aegis, 1146 nucleotides long. RefSeq names its product FMRFamide receptor-like. The record is from RefSeq and is a predicted model, not a curated record. The coding region runs from base 1 to 1146 and encodes 381 amino acids. Lineage: Eukaryota; Metazoa; Mollusca; Gastropoda; Neomphalida; Peltospiridae. Gene Ontology annotation, molecular function: G protein-coupled receptor activity. Gene Ontology annotation, biological process: G protein-coupled receptor signaling pathway. The transcript has a single exon. Gene Ontology annotation, cellular component: plasma membrane.